AUGCCGACCGCUGGCGCUGCCUCGGGUGGUGGGCGCACGCCAGCGUGGUCAUCCCCCGCCGCGACCGCAGCUGCCAUGAAUGCGUCCCACGCACGUGCUGCGCCGUCGUCUGCGUUCAAGCCAGCUUCGACCGGGUCUGCACCACCUCCGAGCGCGGGGUCGGGCUCCGUGACGCCUACGACCGUCGGUGGUCCGACCGCGACCGAAUCGUCGACCAAGGCACCGCAAGCCGCCACAGCGGCAGUUCCAUCACCAGCAGCAGCGCCGCCAGCGCCCGCAUCGCCUGCAGCGCCUGCAUCGCCUGCAGCGGCACCGGUCAAGGCCGAACCCGAAUUGCACCAGCGCCUUGUCGUGCUCCUCUUGGCUUUGGUGGUGAGUGACCGAGUCUACUAGCUCUCUCUCGUGAACUGUACUCCCGGCGGGCUAGCCUACGCUCCAGAGCAUUUGAGACUGACUUGGCCCCCGCGCCGUACCGCCUUACGCUUCCCCCAUCGACUGCUCUCUCGCGCCUCCCCGGACCGAGGAACCUACAGGGAUCCAAAGUGGUCGUCACUACACGAGAGGGCAAGCGGUACAUCGGCAUCCUCGCCGCGUCCUCGCCCCAGCACGAGCUCUCGGUCAACCUGCGUCAGGCGCAACAGGUCGAUGCUCAAGGCGACGACAUCCCCGGGGAGGCCGCCAAGCCGAACAUGCUCGUCGCGUCGCGUGACCUCGUCGAGCUGUACGCCCAUGACGUCGCGCUCGAUCCGCGCACGUCUUCCUUCACCGCCAGCUCGUCGUCCAAUCGAGAAGGCUUCAAGACGGACCUUCAGGUCACCGGCACGUCUCUCGGAGCACGCGAGAAGAAGCUGCAGGCUUGGGCGCCCUCGGGUCCUGGUGAGGGACGAGGCAUCGAGGACUCGGUUUCGGGGUUGAGUCUCGAGGAUGACAUCGCCUCCGGCAAAGGAUGGGAUCAGUUCGCGACCAACGAACGACUCUACGGUACACGGACCGACUACGAGGAGGAGAUCUACACGACCAAACUCGAUCGCACCGGUGCCGACUUUCGGCAGCGCGAGCAGCGCGCGGCUCAGCUCGAGCGCGAGAUUCUCAAGGGCGGUGGAGGUGCUCUCGCGAACAACACGCACAUGGCCGAAGAACGCGGGACCGCUCUUGACGACAGCAAUAUGAACGAGGAGGAUCGCUAUUCGGGUGUCAUUCGUGGUCCCGAAGCUUACGUUCCCCCCGGCGCUCGCAAGUCGACUCCUGUUGCCAAGCCAGUCGUUGCCGCCCCGAACGGCGCCUCUUUAGGGUCAGCUUCUACCCCGAGCAUGUCCACCCCCGCGCCCAAGCCCACACCAAACAGUGGCGCCCAGUCCCAGACAAGCUUCCAAGAUCCGGCCAUUCUUUCGGCUUCCGGGUCGUCUCGAUUGCCCUUGCCCAAUGCGCCCAACUCGAGGAUCCCCUCCCCGGCCGCGAGCACGAAUGCAACCGCUAGUGACAAGUCGGACGCUGCGAGCAAGGCGACGUUGGAUGGCCACAUUCUGCGUUUUGUCUCGGACGAGCGAGAAAAGCUCAACGAGCGCAAGCAAGCUCUGCUCAAGGAGGCCCGCGAGACCGCCGAGAAGAAGGAAAAGGACUCCAAGCUGCGAAGCUUGCUCGAGUUUAGCCAGACGUUCAAGCUCAAAGGUGGGACACCUACCGAUCUCGCUUCCAUCAUCGGCGACCUCAAGCCUGCGGCGAAUGGCAACAGCAAGACUGCCGCGACCGUCUCGUCUGCGGCGGCCAAGCCUGCUGCCGCGCCUGCUGCCGCUGCGGGUACACCAGCAACGCGGGGUUCUACCGCGCCACCAGCUCGUAACGCCACGAUGAGUCCUGGCAAGCUUCUUCCCGACAUUCCUCCUUUCAACCCCGAAAAAGCUCGAGCAGCGGCCGAGGCUCAAGCCCUCUCCGGCGCAAGCAAGACGACAGCACCGGCCAAACCCGCCACGGCACCGGCCAAACCCGCCACGGCACCCCUGAGAGCGACAUCGGCGGCCGUUCCUCGACCUCUCGGCGCUCCCGUUGCCUCUACCUCGAAGCUCACUGCUGCUGCGCCCGCCUUCGUGUUCAAACCUAACCCGAAUGCGUCCGCAUUCACGCCUGGCGCAUCUCUCGGAGCCGGGGCAAUUCGACCUGCCGCCGCUACCCCUUCAAAUGCCAGUGUCUCUGCCGUGGCGGGCCCUUCGCCUGCUCCUGCCAGUAUCUCAGCAGCCGUCGCAUCCGCCGCGCCCAACCAUGCGUCAGCUCAAGCCGCGCUUCACCCAUUUUUCGGCAACAAGCCUUACAAACGCGGUCACGGGGGUCUGUACGUCAAGGAGGAGUUUGCGCCCUUCAAAAGCGGUGUCCCAGACCCGGCGACCGUCGAUCCGCGCUGGUCGUUCCAUGGCAAAUCUUACCGAGCCGUGUACCCCGUCCCCGUCCCGACUCCCCCUCCGCCACCGCUUGGUCCGCAUAUCGGACUGCCUCUCGUCGUUCAGUCUGGCUCGGUCAGCCCCGAGGACGGUGGCCCCGAGUCUUCACCGCCGGUGCAGACGAGCAACCUCGGUGCAGGUGGACCGCAUGGCCCCAUGAGGAUGCCGGGUCAGCCUCCGAUGCACCCUGGUGCUGCUGGCUUUGGCGCAUACCCUCCCCCUCACAUGCAACCCGGAGGUUUUGUUCGAUUCCCCGGACCGGUGAGUUCACCAACAGUAAAAUGUAUUCUGCCGAGCAUCUGACUGACAGUUUGGUCACAUCUGA
This is a messenger RNA of Microbotryum saponariae, 2757 nucleotides long. NCBI's taxonomy places the organism in Eukaryota, Fungi, Basidiomycota, Microbotryomycetes, Microbotryales, Microbotryaceae. The record is from the annotation of a GenBank genome assembly.